This is a messenger RNA of Trypanosoma rangeli, 345 nucleotides long. Its product is annotated as U2 small nuclear ribonucleoprotein B. The transcript has a single exon. Gene Ontology annotation, molecular function: RNA binding. Lineage: Eukaryota; Euglenozoa; Kinetoplastea; Trypanosomatida; Trypanosomatidae. Bases 1 to 345 code for a protein of 114 amino acids. The record is from RefSeq and is a predicted model, not a curated record.
AUGGGGGAGCCGAAGCAGACGCUCUACAUACGUGGUCUGCCUGAUAAAGUCUCGGCGGAAGAGAUGCGCCGGGCGCUCUAUUUGUAUUGCACUCAAUUCGGCCCUGUGCUGGAGGUGUCGUACCGCAAGAGUAGCGACGUAUACGGCCAGGCGUUUGUGGUUUUCUCAGACGUUGCCACCGCCACUAGCGCUCGCCGGGAAAUGAACGAACGUCAGUUUUACGGGCGAGUGGUUCAGGCCUUCUACGCCAAGCGGCAAUCUUUUAGCGCGGACCCGGGAGAGCGGCGCCGCAGAGACCUUCGACGUGAGCGUGAGUUGGGUGUGAAACGUCUGCGGGAGGGCUGA